UACGAUCGUCAUGCGUGUUUAUAUUUCCUUCGUACGCGAUUCGGCGUGUGCGUUUACCGUCGUUAAGACGAUGAAAACUGUUUGAAAACGGUUGUUGAUGUCUCUCUCUAUCGAAACACCCGUCGUAAAAUCGUAACGACAAUUCCGAUCGGGAUGAUUAUCAUCACUUGGUGCCUGUCGAAGAUGCGCAGUGCCUACGCUGCGGGCAAACGGGCGGUGACUUCGGCGCUGUCGUGUUGCUCGGGCAGCGCUGGACAAGUCGACGGAACGUACGGCUCCAACAACGUGCCCGUGAACGUGAUGCGUAUUUCGAUCCGCGGGGAACAAAUAGGGCCGACGCGGAUGCAAUCGGUCCAACGACGCCGACCGGACGUGCCGAUGGUCAAGGGACAGACGGCGGACCCGGAAAGAGCGGCGGCCGUGAUGAAGGCGUGCAAGGAGCUCCGGGUGCCGGUAGGCGACGACGUGUCCUGGAACGACGCGGGCAGCCAAAAUAAGUCGUCGGCGCAGGGGACCGCCGCGGUCACCGACGAACGGACGCCUGACCGAGACAAUUGACGACGACCGAAUGUCUGAACGAUGAUAAUAUAAAAACGAAAUUCCGUUCGUCUUGUAUGAUUAUCUUGAUGGACUGAUCAAAAUUAAACACUUUAAUCCUGUUUCGUUGCGUUGGAAAACAGUUCGAUUCGAUGUUCAAAAACAAAAAAUAUUAAUUAAUAUUGUGAUGAUUUCAUCACGGUUUCAUCUUCCUUAGAAAUCGUUUCCGUAGAUAUCCUUCGAACGGUAUUGUGAAACGCUUGCCCCCGGGGACGCGGAGAUAUGUCGACCGGUUUCGUAAUAAUUUAUUAUUAUUAUUAAUAUUACUGUUAUUGUUCGCCUCGGUGCAGGACAACAGUUUUCGCACGGGUCGGAGUCAUUGUCAGUAGUCAGAUUCGUUAUGAUUCCACCGAAGUCGCGAAUUAAUUGUACCAUUAUCCCAUUGUUAUUUAUGAAAAAAAAAAACCGUGUGUGUAGGUGUUCGAUCCUCUCGCGCGCGGAACGUGCACCGAACGUACGGCAAUUAUGUCCAAAAUACAUUUCAGCCGUCGGGUGACAGUAAUGAUAAAAAAAAAAAAAAAACCUAUGGUUCAUUAAUUUUAGCGCGCGUGCGUUUUCCACUCGACUGAGGACGACUAAAGGCGGUACUACACGAUGCGCCCAAUACCUUCAAACGUUGGUCAAUCCGUGUGUCGAGUGACAAAUGUUAGUGCCCGACGUUGGAACGAUUCCCGCUGAAAGUCGGUAUUUUUGACCCAUGUCGAAGGAGUCAAACCAACGUUGAAAACAAGUCGCAACUAGCAUUCGGUAUACGCCAUGUGACAUGUGUAUAGUCCUGUAUCCAGUCUUUAAUUGGAGUCGUGACCACGUGAAGUACUUUGAAGUUUUUUUUUUUUUUUUAGUAUUUACUAGUCUUUGGUUUUUUUUUUUUUUACUUUUACUCAGUAACAGGUAAGUAUUAUUUUGUUUGAUUUAAAUACUAUGUGAUUGAUAUCAAUAAAUUGUGUAAUGUGAAUGCGCAUAAGUUAUCGGGACUUAAAAAAUGUCGAUUUCAAUCGUAUACCAAUAUUUCAAAUACAAUGUUACGACUAAUAGCCUCCGUUGUUAUGCGAAAAUGUGUUUCACGAUAUCUACAAGAUAGUAAAAUUAUAGUGGCAGCAGCUGCGAUCAUCUCGUCCGUUUUCUUUUUCUACCACUUUUUUAAGUUAAACUAACUUUUCGAGUGUGCAUAAAUUCACACACACACAUAUAUACACUGGAAAGAAGUAUGCAACUAACAUUCAAACUUGACACUGGAUGCAACUUUGGCUACAACGUGUAGCUGGAUCCGCGGGGCAAACAUUGGUUUCAAUGUUCAGCCAACGUUUUCAUUGUGGGAAUCAACUUUUGUUCGGGACAUCGUGUAGCACCAUCUUAAGACUUCCGGUGUUGGUAAGUUGAUUCCCAAGAUUUUAUUUAAUAAAAAUUUAGCUGACUCCCGCAUUCGUUUGGAGGACGUAUUAAUUGAUUCCCGGGUUAAUUUAAUGCAGGUAUGAAUUGAUUCCCAAGCAUGAACGAAAAUUUCGCUUGUUAGUUUUCGGACUCGGAGCCACCAACAACCGUCCGUUUUAUGUGCAGGACCGAGUCAAAGUUACUUCUAACGAGAAAUGAACGCGUUUCGCCGCGAAUCCGAUAAUCGCGCACAUACAAGCCUUGAGCCCAGUGACGGAUCUUGGGGAGAGAGGUUCAGGGGGUCAGCUGACCCACAAUUAAUAUUUGUUGACAAA
Molecule: messenger RNA, 2303 nt
Organism: Sipha flava (yellow sugarcane aphid)
Lineage: Eukaryota; Metazoa; Arthropoda; Insecta; Hemiptera; Aphididae
Exons: 2
Coding region: 154-558 (134 amino acids)
Source: RefSeq, a predicted model, not a curated record